AUGCUUGCUGAUGCAACCAUCUUGGCCGUAUUGCUCGGGGGUCUUGUCCCGGCACAUGCAGCCGCUUUGACGUUGGAACACCGCUCCCUUAGCUCUGGUAACUCGGUUGCAGUACCUGCCUAUUGGAACGUGUACGGCUAUCUGUUCAAUGUCACUGUCGGUUCGCCUCCCCAGAAACUUACGAUGCUGAGCGACAUGACAUGGAUGGCACUCUUUGUGCGAUCUGGGCGAUGUCUCGGCCAAUUCCAUCCUGACCUCUGUGCGGGACAAGAACAGCCAUUCUUCAACGAGCGUGACUCGGAAUCGUUUAGCAAUGCCUCCUUUGCUCAGACGACGUGGCCCAUCACAGCCUUUGCGCCCAACUUCACCGUAGACUACGGGCGAGAUGAGGUGUGCAUUGGACAUCUCUGCAACAGCGAUACGCUUAUGCAGGUCUCCAACUUCCCGUAUCCUGCGAGUGUCGUGCCUGCAGUCCCGUUCGGUGGCAUCUUCGGCUUGGCCCCUCCGCCAUCCAAGCAGGCCGAAACAUCAGAACCUGCCAACUACCAAGCAUGGCAGGAGGACAACAUGGGACCCUUGGUUGGCUGGCACACGUGCGCCACGUUGGCCUCAAAGUCAAGCUGCCAAGGGGGUGAUGCUCAACUCGUCUUUGGGGGUACAGAUACUGCCAUGUACGAUACCAAGCAGUUGCAGACCUAUGGGAUCCGGAACCCAGAAUGGCUCAGCGACGCGUUCUACCCGGUUACGCCCCCGCGCAGCAACUACUGGAGUACUCCGCUUACGGGCAUGUGGGUCAAUAGCGAUGGAAAGAAGUCAAAGAACUUUGCUAUUCCUUUCAAGGCUGUCAAGGGUGAUAAAACGACACCCCCCCUGGCUGUCGUGGACGAAGGAUCUGAAGGACUGGGUGCUCCACUCUCCCUCAACGGUUACAAGUACCUUGUCAGCAAGACGGGUGCCAAGCCGGCCUCCACCGCUGUCAUCGAAAAGAUCCUAAGCCAGGGAUCGACUGGAUACAACACCGACAUGCAGGACUGGUACACUCUAUCGUGCGACGCUCUGGACAAAUAUCCUGAUCUCGUCUAUGAGCUUGAUGGAGGGAAGAAGUACACAAUUACUUCAAAGGAUUACGUAACGCGUUUGGAGAACAUGCCUGGCUCUGUCUGUUAUCUCAAUGUUAAUGUGUGGAAGUAUGGGCGCACGAGCGCUGGAAACGCCAAGGUCGUCCUCUUGGGUAGGGCCUUUCUGAAGAGGCAUUAUCUUGUGCUUGAUUUUGAGGAUCGCAGUUUUGGUCUUGCGCCGCUUCGUAGGAAGUAA
Fusarium venenatum is the source of this 1314-nucleotide messenger RNA. RefSeq names its product aspartic peptidase domain-containing protein. The record is from RefSeq and is a predicted model, not a curated record. Lineage: Eukaryota; Fungi; Ascomycota; Sordariomycetes; Hypocreales; Nectriaceae. Gene Ontology annotation, biological process: proteolysis. Gene Ontology annotation, molecular function: aspartic-type endopeptidase activity.